Messenger RNA from Aphis gossypii (cotton aphid), 3175 nucleotides. RefSeq lists its product as uncharacterized. The record is from RefSeq and is a predicted model, not a curated record. The transcript has 2 exons. The coding region runs from base 522 to 2675 and encodes 717 amino acids. NCBI's taxonomy places the organism in Eukaryota, Metazoa, Arthropoda, Insecta, Hemiptera, Aphididae.
GGACAUAACAUAUAGGGUCAGGCUUGACAAACAUACACGCACGUUUACAAAUCCCAAACCCCCACUGAGAAUCUCGACCCUAGUACCUAUAUAUACUUUAACACGAACCGUAUAGCUACAUACUAUAAAAUACAUUAUUUUAUGUUUCUUGUCAGUAUAACAAUUAUCAGGUAGUAGGGAUUGAUAUUCUAUUAUUCGAAUCGGUGGCUUAAACCAUUUAGUCGCCCAAAUUUUUGAUACUCAGUAGGUCAGCAUGGAAUCAUUCUUCACUUUUCAUUCGAGUCUUGUGCUGGACGGUCGUCGAGCGUCUACAACACGGUCAACAGUAACGGACGAGAAAAUUCCUACCCCAAAACACGUGUAUAGUGUAUAAUACGCCGUACGAAGACUAAGUGAACGUUUCGUGUCAUAAUUUUUAUCCGGUUCCAGAGAUAAAAGGUCGAAGUUCCGGUGAGACAGUGAUCGAGCCGUAUAAUAUUAUCACGGAAACGUCGAUCAGAAAUACAAAAAAAAACAACGACAUGUCGCAAAACGAAGAAGAAAACGUGUUGACAUCUACUAAUUCGACUAAUUCUUCUGCUAGCGAAUCGUUGUCACCGGAGAUGAGGGCCCACGAUCCACAAGAGUUGUUGUCCUACAAGCUAAUGUCGACGACGACGGAUCACGAUCCACAAGAAUUGUCGUACGACAGUUCAAUGCCGCCGAUUAAGGCCCACGAUCUACAAAAAUUGUUGUCCUCCAUGCUAAAGCCGAGGAAAACGGACCAAGAUCCACAAGAGUUGUCGUCCUACGAGUCAAUGCCGACGACGACGGACCAAGAUCCACAAGAGUUGUCGUCCCACGAGCUAAUGCCGACGAUUACGGACCACGAUUUACAAGAGUUGUCGUCCCAAAUACCAAUGCCGACGGACAACGGUCCACAACUGUCAACGGUCACCUGGUUAAUGCCGAUAGACCCCAGUCAACGACUGUCGCCGUCUACCAUGAUGCAAUUGCUGUUGGACAACGAUACACAACAGCAGUCUUUGUCCACCUGGCCAAUGACGUAUGAACCCGAUCAGCAGCCAAUGACGCCGUCACAAUAUCACACCAUGCAGAUCAACAACUACCAUCCCGAAAUGCAGCCGAUGCCGCCGUUACAUCAAGCGGUGUAUACAAACAACUACCAUCCCGAAAUGCAGCCGAUGCCGCUGAUGAUUGCAAACGGCGGUGUUCCGUCCACGCCGACGCCGUGGAUCGGAUCGAUCGUGCCGCACAACCCGUCGUUCUUGCACUGUGAAUACUGCAGCUUUGAUCCGAACGCGUACUAUGAUGGCGCGUCGUCGGCACUGCAGCAGUGUCGAGGCGUCGAACAAAAUCAGUCUGAGGACCCGAGGUCGCUGCAAGGGUCUCAGUCCGUGCAGCAGCCGCAGUCUCGCGCAGAUCGCCGCCGCACGUUAGGACGACGACCGAGCCAGCCGUCCCCGCAGGAGCAGCGUCGAAGCGUCGAGGAAAAUAUUCAGUUUGAGGAACCGAGAUCGCUGCAAGGAUCACAGUCCGCGUCGCAGCCGCAGUCUCGCGCAGAUCGUCGCCGCACGUUAGGACGACGACCGAGCCCGCCGUCCCCGCAGGAGCAGCAACGAGGCGUCGAAGAAAGCAUUCAGUUGGCGGAACCGAGAUCGCUGCAAGGAUCACAGCCCAGGGUGUCGCAGCUGCUGCAGGUGUUUCCCGCGGACCCAAUCCACACGCUCGGACCACGACAGCGACCUUGGACUUCGCUUUUCCAGCGCCCCGGAAACGCGGCCGUCGGUCGGACGACGGCGAUGGAAUGCCGCCAACCGAACGGUACCGUCCGGUUCUGUGGCACGUGCAACGCGCUGUGGCCGGCCAACGGCCGACCGCCCGCCACGCACGGCGAGAACGACUCGUGCGAGGUGACCGCGCUGUUGCCGGACAAUUGCGUGCCGCUGUUCGAGUGCCACGUGUGCAACGUCCGGAUCAGGAUGGAAAGCCUCUCGGACCACCUGGCCGCCGCGCGCCACGACGAGGUCCCGGACAAGGACGACGAACAGUACAUGUCGUUCUUCUGCGCCGACUGCAACAGGGUCUUGUACGCGCCGUUGGACGUGUUCGUCGACCACUGUCAGUCGGCGCACUCGACGGGGGUCCACGACAUAAGUGUGCCGUCGAGGUUGCACAUGAUGUACGCGCUGAUGCGAGAUUUCGAGCGCAACGGCCGCGACAUCAUGCUGCACGCGUGCAUGUCUUGCACGUACAUGAGUUCGUACUCGCACAACCGCGGUUGGUCCCGGUGCCCGGUUUGCGUCCGACCGGAAAACCGGUUUUACUGCCAAUACUGCAACGUGGUGUUUUACGCACUGCAAGCCGAUUACGACAUGCACCGGUUCACGUUCGAACACUUUUACUUCAUGCACCACAGGUGGGUCAGGUCGAACGCCGCCGUCCGGCCCGCGGACAUCGGUAAUACCGGUGGUGGCCGUGGCCGUGGACGUGGACGCGGACGUGGCCGUGGACGUGGCGGUGACGGUGGCGGUGGACGUGACGACGGUCGUGCUCCUGCUCAGGGCGCUCGCGGUCGCGGUCGUGGUCGCGGUCGCGGUCGUGGUCGCGGUCGUGGUCGCGGUCGCGGUCGUGCGGUCGACAACGGCGUCGCCAGUGCUUCCGAACAGUCGUAAGUUUGCAGUAGUCGUGUCACGACGUACCUAUAUAAUUUUUGUCGUUAAGCGUUUUUUUUUUUUUUUUUGAGUUAAUCGAAAUCGGCUAUAUUCUUUUUUUUUUUUGCACCGUUUACAAUAUUAGUUUAUAAUAAAUAUACGUUUUUUAAUAACGAAUCGAAUCUCGUCUCCCAUUUCCACUCGAAUAUAGCUGACAAUAUUGUUAGUUUUUACUUUAGUUUAAAAUGAACACAAACGCUAUUUGUGACACUGAUAGUUAAUUUCAUUUUUUGUAACAUUAUAAGUUUAAGUUUUAACUCAUCCAUUCGUGUAUUUAAGCGAUUGAUUUUAGAUAAGUACAAUAAAAUUUUUUUUAAAUGUGUGCCAGUCACGGGUUUUUUAAUUUAGCAUAUCAAUAUUAAUAUUGUAUUCGAAUAUUUUAAUAACAAUAACAUUGUGUUGCAAUGUUGACAUAGAUAAUAAGUUAUUUUUUUUUAUCGAAAAUACAUUUUUUAACUUAA